This is a messenger RNA of Rotaria sp. Silwood2, 327 nucleotides long. The record is from the annotation of a GenBank genome assembly. NCBI's taxonomy places the organism in Eukaryota, Metazoa, Rotifera, Eurotatoria, Philodinida, Philodinidae.
AUGGACCAGAAAACAUCAACGACUCAAACAAAAAGUCAACAACAACGUGCUAUUCGGAUAGCCAAUGUCAGUGAUGUCAUGUGUGAUCCUGGAUUUCAUAUUUAUUAUCAAGCGACAAAAGGGCCUAUCGAUGCAAUCACCGGAGACUAUCUUUCUGAGAUUAAUAUUGCGACAAAUGCACAAACUUAUCAGGCUGGUCAACAUCUGGAUUGGGGAAAAACUGCCGAAGACGGACUUAUCCAAGCUUUGGAAGUCAUCGCAACAAAGAAAAUCAAAGUAAGGAUGGAAUCUCAUGAUGUCUGGUUGAGCGAACUUUCAUUUUUCUAA